Molecule: messenger RNA, 1469 nt
Organism: Phialemonium atrogriseum
Lineage: Eukaryota; Fungi; Ascomycota; Sordariomycetes; Cephalothecales; Cephalothecaceae
Product: UAA transporter
Exons: 3
Coding region: 122-1354 (410 amino acids)
Biological process (GO): UDP-galactose transmembrane transport
Cellular component (GO): endoplasmic reticulum membrane; Golgi membrane
Molecular function (GO): UDP-glucose transmembrane transporter activity; UDP-galactose transmembrane transporter activity
Source: RefSeq, a predicted model, not a curated record
AUUCUCCUUUUGAACAGGGGUAAAUCUAACGCCCUUUGAUAGUAUUUACUACUUACUAUUGUAUUUUGUGUCUCGAAUUGCUUCAAGGGACUCGACCGUUCUUUUAUCUCUUCCUAGAGCAAUGGCUCGUUCUAAGCAGGCAACGCCAAUACGGCGCGAAACAUCGUCGGAAUACUUCAGCAAGCACGAUCGCACGCCACAGAAUAAAAGAUCCGUUCCGACGGAAACCAGCGAGAAAGCGAAUGGCCAUCCUGCGCCGCCACAAAAAUCCGGCAAGGUCGACGGCGUCGUGAUACAAUUGGUAAUCGCAGUCGCGGGCAUCUACGGCUCCUUCCUCACAUGGGCCUAUCUCCAGGAGAAGCUCACGACGACGCCGUACGGGCCGGCGUCGUCGCCCGAGCGGUUCAAGUUCCCCGUCUUCCUCCUCACCAUCCAGUCGAGCUUCGCCCUCGCGACGGGCUACAUGUACAACGUCGCGCGCACGCCGCGGGGAAGCCCCGUGCCGGCCAUGUUCCCGUCGCGGGAGAUCGUGGCGCCGCUGACGCUCGUGGCCUUUACGAGCGCGCUGGCGGCGCCGUUCGGGUACGCGUCGCUCGCCCACAUCGACUACAUCACCUUCAUCCUCGCAAAGAGCUGCAAGCUGCUGCCCGUCAUGUUCCUGCACAUCACCGUGUUCCGCAAGCGCUACCCGCUGUACAAGUACCUCGUCGUCGCGGCCGUCACCGCCGGCGUGGCCGUGUUCACGCUGCACUCGGGCAAGAAGCACGGGGCCGGCGCCUCGGGGGCGACCCGCUCCGGGCAGACGGCGUGGGGCCUGUUGCUGCUGGGCGUCAACCUGCUGUUCGACGGGCUCACCAACAGCACGCAGGACUACAUCUUCUCCAACCUGGGGCCCUACUCGGGCCCGCAGAUGAUGUGCGCAAACAACCUGCUCAGCACCGCCAUCACGGCGGGGUACCUGGUCCUGAGCCCCUGGCUGGUCCACACGGGCGUGGGCGAGUGGCUCGGCAUGGACGUCGCCGGCAGCGCGGGUGAGCUGGCCUCGGCCCUCGCGUUCCUGCGCAGAUACCCGGCCGUCUGGGUCGAUGUGCUUGGGUUUGCUGCCUGCGGCGCCGUCGGGCAGGUGUUUAUCUUCUACACCCUCUCGACCUUCUCGUCCGUGCUCCUGGUCACGGUGACGGUGACGCGCAAGAUGUUCACCAUGAUCUUGUCGGUGGCCGCGUUCGGCCACCGUCUCAGCCGCAUGCAGUGGCUCGGCGUCGGGCUCGUCUUCGGCGGCAUCGGCGUCGAGGCCGCCAUCGCGCGCCGCGAGAAGGCGGCGAAGGAGGCGGCCGCGAAGGGGAAGGCGCAGUGAGGUGUGUUCUUUCGGGGGGUUUGCCGGGCGGCGAGGGGGGCGGGAGGGUUUGGUUGGAGGAGACGAACGAGCAGGAGAGUGUUGAGUGUCUACCGUUGUGUUGAGAUCGAAGAGG